AUGCCUCGUAAUAGAAUAUCGGAUAAUAUUGAAGGUAUUGUCAAAUAUCUUUUGACGAAAAAGUAUUCAUAUUCUGUGAUCCAAGAAGAAUUAUCGGAAAUGAAUUUAAAUGUAUCAAGAAGUACCAUCAGUCGUAUUGCUAACCAGGUCGAAAAACAACGCCAAGCAGGCUUAUUAAAUAGUCAAAAACCAAAAUAUUAUCGUCGACGUCAUGUAGCAACACCUGCAGUUGUACGUCGUAUUACAUCUUAUAUUAAUAAAGAAAAUCCUUCAACAAUUUCUUUAAUGGCUGCAAGGUGUCAUAUCGGUGUUGGUACUACAUUUCGUAUCAUUCGUGAUGUUAUUCACGCAAAAUGUCGCAAGAAAAGACCGGUGCAUCGGUUAUAUCUAGCUGUUAUUGAAAAAAGACGAUCUCGAGCUUGGCGUAUGUAUCGACGAUUAUGCUACGGUAGAUACAAAAAUUAUGUGACUACUGAUGAAGCAUGGUUUUACCUCGACUCAAGCCAAGGUGUCAGAGAUAUAUAUUAUGUUAGAAGUAAUGAAAUACCAGAAGAAGUUAAAAAAAUCGAACGAAAUGAUUUACAUCCUGUUGCUGUGCUUGUUUAG
Rotaria sordida is the source of this 606-nucleotide messenger RNA. The record is from the annotation of a GenBank genome assembly. NCBI's taxonomy places the organism in Eukaryota, Metazoa, Rotifera, Eurotatoria, Philodinida, Philodinidae.